Messenger RNA from Armigeres subalbatus, 1088 nucleotides. Its product is annotated as 27 kDa hemolymph protein-like. The transcript is spliced from 6 exons. NCBI's taxonomy places the organism in Eukaryota, Metazoa, Arthropoda, Insecta, Diptera, Culicidae. The record is from RefSeq and is a predicted model, not a curated record. Bases 188 to 967 code for a protein of 259 amino acids.
CGUCAGCCGUUGCAAUUUCUCCUCCACAGGCAUCGCACGAUCAACGCGACUACGAGCUAACAACGACGAGUGCGAUUACCAGUGUGGAAAGAAACUCCCAACGGAACGGAACUGGGUCAGUUCCAGAAGGAUUAUAACGUGCUUAGAAGUGAUCUGACGAGAAAUUGGUAGGAAUUCAAAUUCAAACAUGGCUAUCAAAAGCGUAUCGAUGUUGUUCCUGGCUUUCUUGACAAUCGCCUUGGCCGACGAUACCAACAAGAUCGAUGUCGACAGUCUCCGGCAGCAUUUGCCAGCCAAUCUACAAAACCUUACCGUGCCAACCUUGGAUGAAAUCGAAAGCGCUGUCAAGGACAAAUGCAUCAAGGCCGGCGGAUCGGAGGAAUCGUACGAGCAGGCCAAACAGGGCGCCCAGGAUCUGUUCAACUGUGUUCAAGGGCUGGUCGAUAUCGACCAGUUCAAGAAAGAGGUGGAGGAAGCCAAACCCACCGGAGACUUGGACACGGUGUUCAACAAGUACUGCCGAAAGCGCAACACGCUGCUCGAGUGUAUCAACACAUUCUCGAACUCCAUUGACGCUUGUUUGGACGAUGAUGAGAAGCGCCACAAAGGGCACGGAUUGGAUGUCUUUAAAAAUUUGUUGAACUUCGUGUGCCACAAGGAUGGAGAUCAGAUUGCAUUAUUCAUUGCCGAGAAGGGACCUGAGUGUUUCCUGGAACAGAAGGACGAUUUGAUUCGAUGCGUCAAUAAUACGUUUUCUGGAUAUUUGAAGGAUGUCGAUACUUCCAGCCGCACCAUACCCAAAUUUGUCAUUGGACCAAAACAGUGCGAAGAUUUCACCCGGCUUCAAAACUGCUUGGUGCAAGAACUGGAACAAUGUGAAGAAUCUACCCCGGCCAACCUGGUUGAAUCGCUGUUCAGAUUUGUCCGAAAAGGUUCACCAUGUGACCCAAAGAACAAACAAGGAUGAUAGACUGAUAUGGGUGACGCAAAUUGACAACAAUAGCAGCCAAAACUAUUACAGGGAUCUGUUUCGUUAGCUGUAAUUCCAGAAUUUGGUAAUCAUUGUACAAUACAUGUCAACUUUCUCA